AUGAUGCACCGCAGACCACUUUAUCCACCCUGACAACAACCACCACUACAACCAUGUCAUCUUCAAUUGCGACCCCUUCAACAAGUGGCACCUACACGACGGCGACAACCACUACCACCGUGUCAUCUUCGAUUGCGACCCCUUCAACCACGAUUGUGACAUCGCCCUCACCAAGUUUUGACGAGUUAUUUAUAAGUCGCCAAUCAUUGCCUAUUGUCCCCCAAGUUAUAGAAGAUGACACAGAUGAGGCAAUGCAUGACUCUGAUGAAGAUGACCAAGUCUGCGAGGCUGGUCCUAUUUUCCAUGGAAGUGGGAUACAAGUUGGUGUUAUUAAGGAGGAUGCCAGUGACAGGGGUAUAUUCCACCCACCAGGCUUGCUUCACUCCUCCCUGGUAGAGUGUAUCAGAAUGGCGCAGCAUGAAAGCGGGACUGCUGAACCUACUUUCCUGCCAUUUACAUUUAAAGCAGUAUUGGGACAAGCACAUGACUCAUGCCGCGGACUUGUUAUUGUUUUAAUAUGCAGCAGGCUUUUUUUAAAGCCAUGCGAGAAAGAGCUUUUAAGUCACCUUGCUGAUAUAUCCCAAUCCUCCAACUCUGCCACACCCAUAUUUUGGUUAGGGGCGAUGAAUACAGAAUAUGGCAAAGAUGCUUCAGAUUCUUUGGGAGGUGAGCAUAUCAGGACACCACAAGUGAUUGUCUGCUCACCAUCUCUUGGACAAGCAGUCCCAACAAUUAUUGAGCGGUUUGUUGGCGCAGCCGAGUUACGAAAGGAAGCUUUUGAAAGGGCAUUACAGUGUAUGGGGCGGACACUUGAAGUUUUCAAGACGGAGCGGCUCAGAAUGAAGGAAAGAGAACUGCUUCUUCGACAGCAGAAGGAUGCACUUGAAGCUUCCCUUUGCAAUGACAGGAAAAAGGAUCAGCACAGCCAGACGACCAUCGUUUCUAAGAUGUUUGAUACAACUGGCAAGCUCCAAGAGAAGGAGGAUGAUGUGAUGGGGGGACCGGUGGAGCCUCAAAAUCUUAACGUACCAGCAGAGGUGUCUCCUGCACAUAGUGAGGUGCCACAAGAGGUAUUGGACACACAAAAUGAGGAAAAAAUUAGGAGGCAACGCAAAGAAAGGGUCUGUGCCCCACCCGAGGGUGCAGACAUUGUUAAAAUAGCCGUCAGAGGCCCUGAUGGCAAACUAAUAAGGAACUCCUUUUCCAAGCAUUCCUGUUUUCAGAUGGUCUAUGACUGGGCAGGAUCCAUGGCCAUUAUGCCUCUACAUUUCUCCCUGCAUAGGGCUGGAGGAGAAAUUGUGAGGCAUGAUGACCAAUUAAAGGGACAUGAGACCCUUAACUUUGCUGAAAGGGAUCACCAACAAAGUGCACAACUUUUAGGAGAUGAGGUUUCUUUCUGUGGAAACUUUCCAAUGGAAUCUCCUGCGGAAGAUACACUAAGAGAGGAGACAGUUGAAACAGCAGGCUGCAGUCAGGUACCAGCAGAGGUGUCUCUGGCAAAUGAGGUGGCAUCAGAGGUAUCAGACACCCAACCUAAGCAAAAACAAGGCGAGCAAGCAAAGAGAAAGAGAAAGAGGGGCAAGGAGAGCAAAAAAAGGAAGAACCACACAAAAAAAAUGUUUAGAAAAGAAUAGUACUUGUAAUAAAAGCAUUAUUAAAAGCAUUAAGCUUAA
Molecule: messenger RNA, 1673 nt
Organism: Nematostella vectensis (starlet sea anemone)
Lineage: Eukaryota; Metazoa; Cnidaria; Anthozoa; Actiniaria; Edwardsiidae
Exons: 21
Coding region: 54-1634 (526 amino acids)
Cellular component (GO): endoplasmic reticulum
Molecular function (GO): ubiquitin binding
Source: RefSeq, a predicted model, not a curated record